Messenger RNA from Stegostoma tigrinum, 1165 nucleotides. It is a transcript of the gene mtpn, whose product is annotated as myotrophin. The record is from RefSeq and is a predicted model, not a curated record. Gene Ontology annotation, molecular function: protein binding. The coding region runs from base 118 to 480 and encodes 120 amino acids. Gene Ontology annotation, cellular component: nucleus; cytoplasm. Gene Ontology annotation, biological process: regulation of barbed-end actin filament capping. NCBI's taxonomy places the organism in Eukaryota, Metazoa, Chordata, Chondrichthyes, Orectolobiformes, Stegostomatidae. The transcript is spliced from 4 exons.
ACACUAAUAUCCUUCCUAGGGUGUGGGUCCAUUUUCCCUUUCCCCACAGCCAGCCGCUGGCCGAGGCAGACAGGGAUAGAAAGAGAGGGGAGGAGAGGCCACCUGCUGAAUUAAAACAUGUCGGAUGCUGACUACGACGUAAUCUGGGCCAUAAAGAACGGAGAUGUGGAGGCUGUGAAGAACUUUGUGGAACAGGGUGUCGAUGUGACCAAGUUAGAAGUAGCUGGUCGGAAGGCCAUUCACUUUGCAGCUGAUUGUGGUCAGCUUGAGGUUCUGGAGUUCCUCAUUUAUAUGGGAGCUGAGAUUAAUGCUCCAGAUAAACAUGGUUACACGGCACUUCUGUCAGCAAUCUACGAGGGACAUGUAGACUGCGUGAAAUUGCUGGUAUCCAAGGGUGCAAAUAAAACCGGGAAGUGCCCUGAAGGAAGGAGCUAUUUGGAAGUUGCUGAAAGCCCUGAAAUGAGAGAACUUCUCAAGUGACGGUUGUCGUGCUUUGCUGUGGCCUUGCACUGCGCCAUCUCAUUUCUUUUUUUUCUUCUCAAUUCUUUCUGCUUCGGAGUGCAUCUUUUAAUUCUGACUAAACAGACCAGUUUGUAGCGUAUUUUUGUACAGUUACAGACAUCUUGGUUAACGUAAAUAUCAAGUUCUUGCACAGCGUACAAUGGACUGACUCUACAUCUCUCUAGGAUAGUUCAACACAAAUAAAUUGCUGCAAUUAUUGAAGGCAGUUUAUAUCACAAUUAUUCUACACAUGUCCAUCUUACUGAGUCACCUUUAUUCAAACAUGUUUUCCUACGUUGUGGACAGAGUGAAGCAGAUGUUCUUUUAAAUGAUUGUAUUGAAAAGUUUUCCAUCAAAAGCUUGUGUUACCCUCCUCCAUGCAAUAGUCUAAACAUAACAGAUCAGUUCUGAAAUUUGAAGAUUUUUGGCAGUUGCAGUGCCUCACUAAUUUGAAGACAUCUUCUAAAUGUUUUCUGUUUUUUGACCUUUUUUGAGUAUUGAUUAUCAUUGUAAACCAUAAUGAUUUGUGAAAGUUUUAUUAAAAAUUUCAAUGCUAAGGAUGAUCGUGAUGAUAACAAUUGGAUUAUUGAGUGAACUAUCACUACUCCUGUUGCAUAAUCAGUGACUUAAGAAAUCUGUUUUAAUAAAAUAAAGAUGUGUGUAA